This is a messenger RNA of Aureobasidium pullulans EXF-150, 1587 nucleotides long. Its product is annotated as putative transporter. Gene Ontology annotation, biological process: transmembrane transport. Gene Ontology annotation, cellular component: membrane. Lineage: Eukaryota; Fungi; Ascomycota; Dothideomycetes; Dothideales; Saccotheciaceae. The record is from RefSeq and is a predicted model, not a curated record. The coding region runs from base 1 to 1587 and encodes 528 amino acids. Gene Ontology annotation, molecular function: transmembrane transporter activity. The transcript has a single exon.
AUGGCCGCCGCGCCUGUAGCACCAGCUUCGGCAGCUAAUAAUUUGGUCGACGAAAAGGCAAUCAUUCCUUCUGCUGUGGAAAUCCAAAAUCCUGAGGGGCGGCCACAAUGCUUUAAAUCAACGACACAGGAAGUGCUAUUCGUUCUUACGGCGACUAUGGCGAUAGCAAUGGGAGCCUUCCUGUCUGGUGCCGUCUCAGUCAUAUCCGCUUCUGUUGGUGCAGACCUAGGCAUGACUACAGCGGAAAUUACUUGGAUGAGCUCAGCCAACACACUAGCUGGUGGUGCUUUCCUGCUUCUAUUCGGUAAACUCGCCGACUGCUUUGGACGUAAAAUGAUGUUCGUCCUGUCGCUAUUCUUCUUCGCUGUUCUUUCUCUGGCAGCUGGAUUCUCAAAAACUCCUAUUGUUUUGGAUGUGCUCAAUGGAAUGAUGGGAUUGAUGACAGCUGCUUCUGUCCCUCCUGCUCAAGGACUUUUGGGUACUAUUUACGAAAAGCCGUCGCGACGUAAGAAUGCAGCUUUUGCUUGUUUCUCUGCUGGUAAUCCUCUGGGCUUUGUGUUUGGCACCAUUUUCUCUGGUAUCGCUAGUGAUUUGUUCAACUGGAGAGCCAGCUUCUUCUUGCUGGCUAUCAUCUAUCUUGUCUUCAGCGCUCUGGCCAUGUUCACGGUGCCCAAGGACACCACAAAUAAGGAACCAUUCAACUGGACGACAGUCAAGAAGUUGGAUCCGGUUGGUGUUGUCCUCACUAUUGCAGGCGUAGGCAUGUUCUGCGCUGCUCUCUCUUCCGGCGAUACAGCUACCAAUGGUUGGAAGACUGACUACAUCAUCGCCAUGUUAAUCGUUGGCGCUGCACUCAUCGUCGCUUUCGUUUUCUGGGAACUCUACUACCCUCAUCCUCUGGUGCCCAUGUCGAUCUGGCGCGACAAGAAUUUCUCUCUCGUCAUGAUUGUGCUAUUAUUCGGCAUGAUGGCUUUCUCCGUCGCCGAGUUCUUCCUCGCAUUAUACAUGCAAGAAGUCUGGAAAUGGUCACCGCUCACCACCGCCGUCCAUCUGCUUCCAAUGGCCAUCAUGGGCAUCAUCGUCAACAUCGUCGCCGGCAUGAUCAUGCACCGCGUCAGCAACAAAGCACUCAUGCUCGUCGGAUGUUUCGGCUACACCAUCGCAUUCACCCUCAUCGCUGUAAACACCAUUCAUUCAUCCUACUGGGCUUUCUGCUUCCCCUCUUUCCUCCUCGCGGUCGUCGGCGCGGAUCUGGAAUUCAAUGUCGCUAACCUCUAUGUUGCUUCUUCUAUGCCUGUGCAUCAACAGAGUAUUGCUGGCAGUAUAGUUCAGACUGUUACGAAGCUUUGCCAAUCUGUGGGUUUUGGCAUUGGGACUGCGGUGUUCAAUGCUGUAGGGAGGAGUGCGAAGGAGGGAGGGAGGUGGGACGUGGCUACCAAGCCAUACUCUGCGGUUUUCUGGUUCGCCGCUGCCGCAUCGGGGACCUCGAUUGUUUUCGCCAUGUUUUUGACCAUUGGGACACAAGGAGGAAAGGAAAAACGGGAAGAUGAAGAUGAGGGUGAAGGUAGUGGAGAGGCGAAACAGUAA